Molecule: messenger RNA, 987 nt
Organism: Indicator indicator
Lineage: Eukaryota; Metazoa; Chordata; Aves; Piciformes; Indicatoridae
Gene: GRAMD2A
Product: GRAM domain containing 2A
Exons: 11
Coding region: 1-987 (328 amino acids)
Biological process (GO): regulation of store-operated calcium entry
Cellular component (GO): endoplasmic reticulum membrane; extrinsic component of cytoplasmic side of plasma membrane; organelle membrane contact site
Molecular function (GO): phosphatidylinositol-4,5-bisphosphate binding
Source: RefSeq, a predicted model, not a curated record
AUGACGGCGCCGGGCAGCGCGCGGAGGCCGCGCAGUGCCAAGCCCAUGCAUGAGAAAGCAGCUCCCUUGAAGAGCCCUGAGCCCAUGCACGGCCGUGACAAGGUGGAGCCAUCCCACAAGGAGAAGAGUUUGGAUUCCCUCGAUGGCAGCCUCCACCUGAACGAAGCCCUGAAGGAUGAAGACAUCAAGAAAUGCCACAGGGAAGUGGCUGCUAGCAAGUACAACUCCCAGUACCACAAGCUGUUCAAGGACAUCCCCUCGGAGGAGAGCGUGCUGAAAGUCUGCUCCUGCGCGCUCCAGAGGGACAUCCUGAUCCAGGGCCGGCUUUACAUCUCCCCCAACUGGCUCUGCUUCUACGCCAACCUCUUCGGGAAGGACAUCAAGGUGGUGAUCCCAGUGGUCUCUGUGCAGCUGAUAAAGAAGCACAAGACGGCUCGGCUGCUGCCCAACGGCCUGGCCAUCACCACCACUGCCAGCAGAAAGUACAUCUUUGUGUCCCUCAUCUCCCGUGACAGUGUCUAUGAUGUCCUGAGGAGAGUCUGCACACACCUGCAGGUUUCCAGUAAGAAGAGCUUGAGCCUGAAGGAGCUGACGGAGGAGCCUGCUGCCGUGUCGCUGGAGGUGAUUGUCCCCGAGGGCAAGUGGAGGAAGGUGUCCCCUGCGUCGCUGUCGCUGUCCCUGCCGGCCGCUGAGUACCAGUGCCUGCACCGCGCCCCUGGCACCAGCCUGGGCACCAAGGAGAGCUCCUUCCCCUCCCAGGAGCCCCUGGCCUCGGAAAGUGCAAUAAACACCGAGGAGGAGCUGGAGGUGGAGCAGAGCUGUGUGGCAGAGCUGAGACCCUCAGACUACCAGCUCCUGAAGAUCUUCAUCGUGCUCAUCUGCCUCCUGGUCGUGUCCUCGUCCUACCUGGCGUUCCGCAUCUUCCGCCUGGAGCAGCAGCUCUGCUCCCUCAACAGGGACUACCUCGCCCGUGGCCACAGGAGGUGA